Messenger RNA from Balaenoptera musculus (blue whale), 3404 nucleotides. RefSeq names its product forkhead box L1 (gene FOXL1). Gene Ontology annotation, biological process: regulation of transcription by RNA polymerase II; anatomical structure morphogenesis; cell differentiation. Gene Ontology annotation, molecular function: RNA polymerase II cis-regulatory region sequence-specific DNA binding; DNA-binding transcription factor activity, RNA polymerase II-specific. Lineage: Eukaryota; Metazoa; Chordata; Mammalia; Artiodactyla; Balaenopteridae. The record is from RefSeq and is a predicted model, not a curated record.
AUGGGGCCACCUGGGGACUGUUGGAGGAGUUAUCCAGGCCUCUGGAGGCGGCAGAAUGGAGGCGAGUCAGGCCCUGGGGCGCGGAGGCCGGGAGUGCGGGAAGCGCCUGGAGGCCGGCCGCGUGCGGGGGGAGGCCCUGCGCUCGGAGCCAGGCUCAGCCCCGGCCUGAGGCAGCCCCAGCGGCUUCGGGGCUCAGUGGCCUGGGGCGUCGGUUGCUCCGCGGAGUGGGAAAGACCGGACGCCGGGACUGAGCGCGGAACCCAGGCGCCGCCGGCUGCCUUGCUGGUCUUCGCGCCACCCUACACGUCUGCCCCCGUCGCGCAAAGACUGCUCGGGCCGUCCUGGCUCCACGUCUCCAUCCGCUCGCCGCCCCUUCCUCCGCCGCUCUCCUCGGGAGGCCCAGGGCCUUUCAGGAAAAGGGGAAAGGAGGUCGGGGCUGGAAGGGCCGGAUUGCAGGUCUGCCGGGACUCCUUGCUGAGGCGGCUCUGUGGUCCACCGAACGCAGUUUGCGUGAAGCUGCGUCUGAUAACCACGUUUCUUCCUGACCCAGCUCAGCUGGUCCCCCACCGAGCCUCCGAUAGGUCCUCACCCGACAGAGCUUCCGCACGAGGGCGCAUCCACACUCGGACACUCGCCCCGGCUGCCUUCUCUGGGCCGCCCUCGCCCAUGCUCUAUCUGUACUUUGGCCCCGAGAGACCCGGGCUGCCUCUGGCCUUCGCCCCCCGCGGCCCGCUCUGGCGGCCUCGGGCCGGGUUGGAGGCCCCCCAGAAGCCGCCCUACAGCUACAUCGCGCUCAUAGCCAUGGCGAUCCAGGAUGCGCCUGAGCAGAGGGUCACACUCAACGGCAUCUACCAGUUCAUCAUGGACCGCUUCCCUUUCUACCAGGAUAACCGACAGGGCUGGCAGAACAGCAUCCGCCACAACCUCUCGCUCAACGACUGCUUUGUCAAGGUGCCCCGCGAGAAAGGACGGCCCGGCAAGGGCAGCUACUGGACGCUGGACCCUCGCUGCCUGGAUAUGUUCGAGAAUGGCAACUACCGGCGCCGGAAGAGGAAGCCCAAGCCGGGCCCCGGAGCCCCGGAGGCCAAGCGGGCCCGCGCCGAGCUGCAGGAGCGCGGCGCAGAAGCGCAGCCGGAGGUGGGGAGGGGGAGCGCGCCCCCCGCACCGCGACCCCCCAUCCACGAGGGAGCGCCUGCGCGCCCCUCGCCCCUCCGGGAAGGCUCCUCUCCUCCAGCGUCCCUCCACUGGCCCAGGCCCGCGUCCCCCUCUGGGGACGCAGGCGACGCGCUCCAGGGCGCAGCGGCCGUGGCCGCCAGCCAGCCCGCGCGCACGGUGGAUGGCUCGCGGUCCCCUCCGCGCCCCGCCUCCCGCAGUUCUCCGAAGAGCUCGGACAAGUCCAAGAGCUUCAGCAUAGACAGCAUCCUGGCGGGACGGCAGGGGCAAAAGCCGGCUGGAGGGGGCGAGCUCCUGGGGGGCGCCAAGCAGGGGCCCGGCGGCUGUCUGGGCGCCUCGCUUCUGGCCACCUCCUCCGGCCUCCGUCCACCUUUCAACGCUUCCCUGAUGCUCGACCCGCACGUCCAGGGCGGCUUUUACCAGCUCGGGAUCCCUUUCCUCUCCUAUUUCCCUCUGCAGCUCCCCGACACGGUGCUUCAUUUCCAGUAAAGCAAACAGUGCCUCAUUUUUCCCCUGCCCUGGUCUGAGCUUCUUGUGAGCAACCAGGACUCCCACCGCUGGAGAAAGAAGUUGCGUGUUUUUUAAAAAAUGGUUUCCUCUGCCGACUCCUGGGAAGUAUUAGCAACCUCUGCGCAGGGAUGGGCACACUCCCCUGCCUCCUGCAAGGCGGACCUUCCCAGAACCCGGAGCAAGCUUCGGAGAUUUAAAAGACGCUGCCCACGCUGGGACUUGGGCAUCUCAGACCUCCUACUGCGGGAGCAGGAAAAUUCCUUGACCUUAGGUCAGUCCCACUGGCUACCCAGACAGGCCCUGCGUGUCUGGCGAACGGGAGGGCCCAGACAACCCGAGAGCAGAUACAUGGCCGCAGUGUGGUCCUUUCUAUCUGAGAGCCACGGUCUGACCAUCACCAGCUCGGUUGUCACUGUGGCCUGGGCCUUGGCUUUGAGCUCGUCGGAGUGAUGGGUGUUCACAGCUAGGUUUGUCCCUGAAGUCCAGGGAGAAUUUUUCUCUUUUCCUUUCUAGAUAGUAAAAGGAACAUGCUAUAUUCUUUGGCUAAAAUGCUUGAUUCUUUUUACUGUAGGGACUGCCCUCUGAAAACAUCUGUAUUAACAACUUCUAUUAAGAAAGUGCACUCUAUAUAAUUUAGCAUUUUGUUGCAUUAUGAUAGCUUGUUAAUCAAUACACAUGUUCUCCAACGCAUGUUACCAGCUAUAGCCAUCCUCCUAUCUUUUGCUUUUUUGUUUAAGGGGUCAAAAGAUUUCUGGAGACACCGGAAGUGUGUGAGGGGGAGGGAAGAUGUCUAAGACAGUGGAAGAUUUUCCAUUUCCAUGUUUUUUUUCAAGAUCUAGGCUUGACUGUUGCUACAUUUUCCAGAAUUGUGUAAUGAAGGACUACUUUUCAUCAAAAGAGCUGGGUGAAACAAACACAUGGAAAGCAAGUAGAGGGAGAGAUGGGUUAGUGCCAGGAGGAGUAAGGGAGCCCACUGGUGUCUGUGGAGGCAGCUCUCUGGACCCCAAGGAACAGGAGGCCUGGUGGGAGGCUUCCCAGCCGACUGCAACUGGCCCCUCCCUCCAAGCCCCAACCAGGCAGGCCCAGAGCCUGCCGCUAAACAAACACCUAUGGAGGUGACUGGAAGUCUGGUGUGAGGGGUGGGCGGGAAGCCGGGUGAUGAGACAAAGAUCUGGUUAUGAAAAUUGAGAUUUUCACAGUCCCGUACAGCUUGGAACUUUUGGGAAAUGCAUCUAACCUCUUAUGGUAUCUCUCUUUGGGUUGUUUUGGUGGUUCCGAAACUUGAUUUCCUGAACCUCCAAGUUACUUUAAUUUUAUCUGAUGUGGGAAAAGCACAAUAAGCCAUGGGUUCUUGGAGGGAGGUGGAGACAGGUCUGAACUUCUUAGAGCAGUUUCCAGGACAUAUAAAAAUGAACACAGACUUUGCAUCAGGAGAGCCUGUUGGUUAAUAUGUUGGAUAUUUUGGACAGGCAGAACAAUUUAAUAACUAGUAGGCACAGAGCUGACUUACUGAGAAUUCAUCCUGAAGGCCGUGUGCUACCGACCCACACAUGCAUCCAUGACCGCUUUCUGCCCGGGCUGGUGGGAACACUUUGGCGGACGAGCUUCAGGGUCCUUGAUGUUAAGAACAUUGAUGAGGUCCUAUUGUUGAGAUGCAGGAUCACUGUGAUUAACUUAAAAUGUGGUGGAAGGGCCGUCAUUCGAUAUUUUGUUAUCCCGAA